Thyridium curvatum is the source of this 3723-nucleotide messenger RNA. RefSeq lists its product as uncharacterized. NCBI's taxonomy places the organism in Eukaryota, Fungi, Ascomycota, Sordariomycetes, Thyridiales, Thyridiaceae. Gene Ontology annotation, biological process: lipid metabolic process. The coding region runs from base 1 to 3723 and encodes 1240 amino acids. The transcript has 4 exons. The record is from RefSeq and is a predicted model, not a curated record. Gene Ontology annotation, molecular function: protein binding; ADP binding.
AUGGCGACUUCAGCGCCAUUGAAGAUUCUGUCCUUGGAUGGCGGAGGCAUCCGCGGGCUCUCAAGCCUCUUGAUUUUGGAGUGUAUCAUGGAGAAGAUGCGAGAGUCCAAGGGACUGAGCGACAUGCCACGACCCUGUGAAGUCUUCGACUUGAUCGGCGGCACAAGCACUGGAGGAAUCAUUGCUAUCAUGCUCGGAAGGCUGAAGAUGACCGUCAACGAGUGCAUUCAGGCAUACCGAAAGCUGGCAGAGCAGGCGUUCACCCCCAAGAAGGGGAGGAUCCCUUACUCGUCUCAUGGCGCCUUCUCGGCCACGGCCCUGGAGGAUGCCAUCAAGCAAGCGAUCAGAGAGUCUUGUGUUGAAGCAGAAUGCGUUGCUCAACGGACGCGGGGUGACUCGACGGAGAAGACAUGUCCCCACAGCGAGAUGAAGUUCCGUGAUAAGUCGUGCACAAAGACCGUUGUCUUGGCCAUCACGAAGGACGACGUUGACACAUCACCAACACUCUUCACGACUUACGGCACAUCCAUGGACCUCGAUAGCUGUGCAAUCUGGCAAGUGGCACGAGCCACAUCAGCCGCUACAACCUUCUUCAAGCCCAUCACUAUCGGUCGUGACAAGAUAGAAUACAUCGAUGCCGCGUUCGGAUACAAUAACCCUUGCGAAAUCCUGAUCGAGGAAGCCCAACGUCAGUGGCCUGGGGCCCAAGAACUACGCAUCCUCAGUAUAGGUACCGGGCUAGGAAAUGCCGUCAAGCUCGACAAUAGCCGCGUUUCCAUCGUCAAAGCCCUCAAGAAGAUGGCCACGUCGUCUCAAAGGGUCGCUUCAAGCCUGGCCAACCGAUACAGUGGCAGCAACCAGUACCAUAGAUUCAAUGUCGACAGUGGUAUGGAGGAUGUCGUCUUGUCCGAUUGGAAAAAGGCCAGCGCAAUCUCAUCGCAUACCAAAAGCUAUAUCCGGUCUCAGGACAGGGCUUUACAGGAAUUUGUCGACAAGCUGGACCAAACUUCUAUUCCACCUGUCCCGAGUACGCCAGAGAGUACAAAACAAUCACGCCCCACCAGUUCUGCAUAUCACUUCCCCUUCCCUCGGAACAGGCGUUUCGUUGGGCGUGAACAGGUGCUAGCUGAACUCCAAGACAGAUUGUUUGCAUUGCACACUCCGUGUGUCUCGCUGGUGGGACUCGGGGGCGUGGGGAAAACCCAGGUCGCAUUGGAGCUUGCGUAUUGGGUGAAGGAGAACCACCCUGACCACUGCGUCUUCUGGGUAUCAGCACUAAGCGACGCUACCUUUGAGCAGUCAUACAGCGGGAUAGCAAAGAAGUUGCUGAUCACGCAACGUAUUUGCGGUGAUGAAAAGGAAGAUGUGAAGGUCAUCGUCCAGCAGCAUCUGAGUUCGUCGGCGGUCCAACCUUGGUUUCUCAUCGUGGACAACGCAGAUGAUCGAGAUCUGGUGUUUGGUCCUUCAGACAGCCAAGGUGGAAUAAGCCAAUACCUCCCAACUAGUGAAGCUGGUGUCACCUUGUUUACAACUAGGUCCCGCGAGGUAGCGGUAGACGCGGCCCAAGGCGAAAUCGUUGAUCUCUGCGAGAUGGAGGAAGACGAAGCGGCUGGUCUUUUUGCUCGACUCCUUGUGCAACAUGACUUGGGCAAGACUGAGCCUGCCUUGGAGCUCCUCAAGGAGCUCACAUAUCUUCCACUGGCAAUUUCCCAAGCGGCGGCAUACUUGAACAAGAACAUUAACGUGUCAAUACCCGAGUAUCUCGCCCUUCUGCGGGGUACGGAACAAGACCUAGUCAGCCUGAUGAGCAAGGAGUUCCGCGACAGCACACGAUAUGCCAACUCGCAGAACGCGGUGGCCACGACAUGGAUUGUAUCUUUCGAGCACAUUCGCAAGGCUAACGAAUUUGCCGCAAGUCUGCUAUCAUUCAUCUCGUGCAUCGAACCCAAGGCUAUACCGCAGUCCAUCUUACCCAGAUCCGAGACGCAGGAGCAGCUGGCCUCCGCCCUCGGGCUGCUCUGUGGAUAUGCGUUUCUCACCAGGAGAGGGGACACUGACUUGUAUGACAUGCACAGUCUUGUCCACACAGCAACUAGGGUCUGGAUCCAGGACCAGGCCAAAACGGACGGGACACGAGUCGACGCUAUUCGAUGUGUUGUGGAUAAUUUUCCUCGUCGGUGGAGCAGACAAAGAGAACAGUGGCUAGGCUUUCUUCCCCACGCCAUCAGCCUGCUUCGCAGAAGCGAAAACAUCGAAGUGGAAGAACGCCUUGACUUACUUGACUUUGUGAUCCGCUGCCUUACCUUAGAUGGAAGGUGGCUUGAUGUCGUCCAUUUGUUUGAGGGCUUUACAACAUCCCGACAGGGUCUGCCAGCAGGAGAAGCACAUCCGCACCACUCUCUUGAUCGAUCCCUUGGACGGGUUUAUUCGGGAAUUGGACAGCAUACGAAGGCCAUCUCCUAUCUGGAAACGGCAGUGCUUGCUUACAGAAGACAACGAGGGGAAGACGAUGUCGAACUCUUGGCUGCAGAGUUGGACCUUGCCGAAGUACACAUAGGCGCCCGGAACUACAGCAACGCCAUUGCGAUUAUCGAAAAUAUCCUGGCCAAUUCGACAGAUAUAUUGAAAGCUAGCCCUACUCUGCUCUUGCGUUCGCACGCUUUACUCGUAAGAGCACAUGGACGUGCUGGACAAGCCACCAAUGCCACCGACACUCUGCAGCAUAUCCUGGGAGUUUUAAAACCAACCGCAAGGAGGGACGGGCUAGAAAGCGAUAUCUUGUCUGCAGAGAGGAGCCUUGCUGAGAUUUAUAUCAAUAACAACCAGCCAGAUCGAGCCGUGCGGCUGUUGAAGUAUGUCAUGGACGAUGACGCAAUUUUGCUCCCAGAAGAUGCUUUUACAAAGCUGCACUCACAAUAUUGGCUUGGGAAAGCAUACGUUGCAGUCAAAGAUUACGAGCAAGCCAUUGAUGUAUUGGAACCUGUGGUCAAAAUUUCGGCCAGGACAAUUGGGGAGGAGCAUAUAUUGAGGCUGAUUUUGGAACACUGCCUUGCAACGGCGUAUCUAGAGGACGGCCAGGUGGCAAGGGCGCGUGAGCUAUUCGAGCAUGUUGUCGAUGUGCAUGCGAGGACGUGUGCGGCAGAGGAUACGUACCGGCUAAGUUCAGAGUAUUUCCUUGCGCGCACAUAUGUCAAGCUUGGCGAGAUGGGGAAGGCUUGCAACCUAUUGGAACAUGUUGUCGCGACGCAUACGAGGAUCUCAGACGAAGAGGACAAGUUCCGGCUAGAGUCAGAGUGUUACCUUGCGCAGACAUAUCGCAAGCUUGGCCAGUUGGGAAAGGCUUGCCAGCUCUUGGAACAUGUUGUCGCGACGUUUACGAGGAUCUUAGAUGAAGAGAGUAAGUCCCGGCUAUGGUCAGAGUAUUACCUUGCGCGGACAUAUCUUGAACUCAGAGAGCUGGAAAAGGCUUGCCAGCUAUUGGAGCAUGUUGCCGCGACAUAUGCGAAGAUCUUGGAUGAAGAGGAUGAGACCAGGCUGAAGUCAGAGUUUCGCCUUGCACAGACAUAUCUUGGGCUUGGCCAGUUGGACAUGGCUAUCGGAUUAUUCGAGCACGUCGCGAUGGUGGAUGCAAAGACGCUCGAACUAGACGAUCCGGAUCGGUUGAUGAAUCUGGAAUGGUUGGAGCAUGCACGGGGUCAGAUACCGAGCAAUCAAGAGAUUUGA